This is a messenger RNA of Ichthyophthirius multifiliis, 1419 nucleotides long. RefSeq lists its product as hypothetical. The record is from RefSeq and is a predicted model, not a curated record. The transcript has a single exon. NCBI's taxonomy places the organism in Eukaryota, Ciliophora, Oligohymenophorea, Hymenostomatida.
AUGGACAAAAAUAAUAUCACAUAUAUGCUAGACGAGGACAAUAAAAGUGAGACUUUACAUUUUUUAUCUUCUUUAGAAAAAAUACACUCAGGCUGCUGUUUGAGUAUUGCUUGGCAUCAAUAUAGAGAUGAAUUUGGGUGUAUAUUAGGUGUAAAUAAGAAAGGAGAAUUAAUAAAAAUGGAAGAAAAAGUGUAAAAUACAUCUAUAGGAGGUUUAUUUAAGUCUAAAAUUGUUGAAAGUUAUAGUGUAGUGUACUCAGAUGUUAUUUAAAAGCAGAUUGUGGGUAUUUUUGAAGUUGAAGACAAGAAAAUUUAAUUAAUUUUAAAAAAAGACUCAUUUAUAAACCCCAGUAGGGUUUUUUCAAAAGGGGAUUUCUAUGGAGUUGUAGAUAUUAUGAAUGGGAAUGAUAUGGAGGAAAUUAUUGGGGAGAACAAUGGGAAGGUUAAGGAGUAAAUGAUGAAGAUGAAGCUGAAUAAAUGCGAGUUUUUUGAUGUGGAGAAAAAUUAGGGCUUCAUAAAAAUCGGAAAGGCGAUAAUUGAACCAAAAAAUGUGUUCUGGAAUCUAACUUAGAGUGUAUGUGUAUGUGUUUAUGAAGAUUUCUGUGUAGUUAUUAAAAAUAAAGGAAAUGUGUUUAAAUAUUUUAAAACUAUAAAUAAUCUGAGUGUGUAUUCAGGAUAUUUCAUGGAGAAUCUGUUCUUUUAUGUUACUGAAGAGACUGUAGGUGUACUCAUUAGUGAUCUAUAGAGUGAAGUUUUGAACAUUAAAUUGGCUAAAUUGGAAGGGAAAGUUAAUGUAGGAGAUAUAUUGAAUCUAGAAGAUAUUAUAGGGGUGAAUUUCUACGAUGGUAUAUACCCAGAAGUACAAAAAAGAGCAAGCGGAAAAUUAGAAAUGUUAAUGGUUUAUGAUUUUAGGCUUAUGAUGAUAAAUGAAAAAAGGGAAAUUUCAUUUAUUAACCUAAAUCAUGGGUUUUUGAAGUUUUGUCUAUUUUUAUAACAUGAAGAGUUCAAUAAUUGCCUGGAAAUUAGUAAGAUUUUUGAUCAGAGUCUACAUUAUAUUUUUGCAGAUAUGUUUAUUGAAAAAGGAUAGUUUGAAGCUUGCAAAAAAUUGGAAGGAUUAAGCUUAAUCGAUAAAAUGGUUAUUAGUUUAAAUGGAGGAGAUUACAAUGUUGGAUUGGGAGCGGUUUUUAUGGAAGAUUAUGAAAUGGAAUAUAAGAAAAAUAUUUUUAAUUAUAUUGUAGUUAAAUUACAUUAAAUGGGGAAAAUUUAAGAAAUGGAUGAUAUUAUUAAAAUUGGGAUUUAAUAAAAUAUGUAUUUUUUUUGUUUUUUAUAUAUUAUGUAUUUUAUUUUUUUAGAGUUGAUGAAAAUUCGAUUGAAAUUUUACUUAGCAAUAAUUAAGAUUUAAUUAGUUUAUAUUGUAUGA